Molecule: messenger RNA, 1891 nt
Organism: Gambusia affinis (western mosquitofish)
Lineage: Eukaryota; Metazoa; Chordata; Actinopteri; Cyprinodontiformes; Poeciliidae
Gene: atp5f1a
Product: ATP synthase F1 subunit alpha
Exons: 11
Coding region: 88-1743 (551 amino acids)
Biological process (GO): proton motive force-driven ATP synthesis; proton transmembrane transport
Molecular function (GO): ATP binding; ADP binding; proton-transporting ATP synthase activity, rotational mechanism
Source: RefSeq, a predicted model, not a curated record
UUGCUGCGACCUCAAUUCACAGCGCCGCCCUAUCCGCCACCCUUCUCUCUCGGCCCCGGGAGCAGGACGUAUCUUCAGGUCUCAAACAUGCUGUCAGUUCGCCUUGCAGCGGCUCUUGCCCGCAACCUACCACGAAGAGCUGGAUUUGUAUCUAACAAUGUUGCGGCAGCAUGCGUCGGAGCCAAGAAUCUGCACACCGCCCAGCAUUGGCUCCAAAAAACAGGCACAGCUGAAGUGUCAUCCAUUUUGGAGGAGAAGAUCAUGGGAGCUGACACCAGCGCUGCUUUAGAGGAGACUGGCCGUGUCCUGUCCAUUGGUGACGGUAUUGCCAGAGUGUACGGCCUCAGGAACGUGCAGGCAGAGGAGAUGGUGGAGUUCUCCUCUGGUCUCAAGGGCAUGUCCCUGAACUUGGAGCCUGACAAUGUUGGUGUUGUGGUGUUUGGUAAUGACAAGCUGAUCAAAGAGGGCGACAUCGUCAAAAGAACUGGUGCUAUCGUCGAUGUGCCUGUUGGUGAAGAACUCCUAGGCAGAGUUGUUGAUGCUCUGGGAAAUGCUAUUGAUGGAAAGGGCCCUCUUGGCUCCAAGGUGCGCCGCCGUGUGGGUCUGAAAGCCCCUGGUAUCAUUCCCCGUAUCUCUGUGAGGGAGCCCAUGCAGACUGGCAUCAAAGCCGUGGACAGCUUGGUCCCCAUUGGCCGUGGACAACGUGAGCUCAUCAUUGGAGACAGGCAGACAGGCAAAACUGCCAUCGCCAUUGACACCAUCAUCAACCAGAAACGUUUCAAUGACGGAACUGAUGAGAAGAAAAAGCUGUAUUGCAUCUACGUUGCUAUUGGCCAGAAGAGAUCCACUGUGGCUCAGCUGGUGAAGAGGCUGACAGACACCGAUGCUAUGAAGUACACCAUAGUGGUAUCGGCCACUGCCUCCGAUGCUGCGCCUCUGCAGUACCUGGCUCCCUACUCUGGCUGCUCCAUGGGGGAGUAUUUCAGAGACAACGGAAAGCAUGCGCUCAUCAUCUAUGACGAUCUCUCAAAGCAGGCUGUCGCCUAUCGUCAGAUGUCCCUGUUGCUCCGCCGUCCCCCAGGUCGCGAGGCCUACCCUGGAGACGUCUUCUACUUGCAUUCCCGUCUGCUGGAGAGAGCUGCCAAGAUGAACGAUAACUUUGGUGGUGGCUCCCUCACCGCUCUUCCUGUUAUUGAGACACAGGCUGGAGAUGUGUCUGCCUACAUUCCAACAAACGUCAUCUCCAUCACAGAUGGACAGAUUUUCCUGGAGACCGAGCUGUUCUACAAAGGUAUUCGUCCGGCCAUAAACGUCGGUCUGUCAGUGUCGCGCGUUGGAUCAGCUGCCCAGACCAGGGCCAUGAAGCAGGUGGCCGGCACCAUGAAGCUAGAGCUGGCCCAGUAUCGAGAGGUGGCCGCUUUCGCUCAGUUCGGUUCUGAUCUGGACGCCGCGACGCAGCAGCUGCUGAACCGUGGCGUUCGUCUGACUGAACUCCUUAAACAGGGACAGUACUCUCCAAUGGCCAUUGAAGAACAGGUAGCAGUCAUUUAUGCUGGAGUGAGAGGACACCUUGACAAGAUGGAACCAAGCAAGAUCACUAAGUUUGAAAAAGCUUUCCUUCAGCACAUCUUGAGUCAGCAGCAAGACUUACUAGCAACUAUCAAGGCUGAUGGGAAAAUAUCUGAAGCUUCUGAUGCUAAACUCAAGCAGAUCGUUUUGAAUUUCCUCUCUAGCUUCGAGUGAAAUGACCAAAAAAUCUCUGAAUGAAUUUGGUCUUGUUUUUGUUUCCAAAGCAGAGCACGAGUUAGGCUUUCAAUGAAUUUAAGAAAAAUUCAAGGGACUUUAUGUACAGAUAUCUCCUGAAGCUAAAUAAAGUGUUCCAACUAAGUAA